UGUGGUGAUUUCGCGUAAUAGCAGACGCGGCGACCGGACUAUGGUGUAUUUUCGAAAAAAUGUCAUGUGGAUGGUUGAACGGAGUCGAUGAUAUUAGUUCAACAAUGGCUUUAUAUUAGUAGCGGUGCGUGAAUAAAAAUUGACAAUAUUGCGAGCAAUUAUCCAACACGAUAAAGCCACGCGGCAAAGCUCGAUUGAUUUCGUUGCUACAUUGUUGUUAAGACUCCGGUCUCAUGUAAACAGCACGCGGUUCUUAUGUGUCAUCCGAUCUAAUGAUCCUUAUUAUGUAAUUUCUGUACCGGUCGAAUGCUAUGCUCGAAAAAAUCUGGAUGAAAAUUAUCGGAGUCGCGUCACGAGCGGUGUCUUUCGAAAAUGACUGACUCUUCUUCCUCUUCUACUUUCGCGAGGGUAAUCAAUAAUGUAUUAACGUUUCUAAAAUGUGUCGUUCGAACCAGCUUUGUGAUAUUAAACAAUAUGUAUUGUAUACCAACAUAUGUAGUAUGGAUGACAUUAUUGUUUCCUGUAAAAGUUUAUCAACCUCAAGUAUAUUGGCGGAUCGAAGGACUAUUUUUCCAUUGGUUAUUAGCAAUGGUAUCAAUGUGGACCUGGUCUGCAGGCUAUGACAUAAUAGAACAAGGUGAUGAUAUACAAAAAAUUAUUAGUGAAAGAACAUUAGUAAUAGCGAAUCAUCAAAGCACCGGUGAUGUUCCUAUGCUAAUGACAACAUUCAAUUCAAAACCAAAUGUAUUGCCUAAUCUAAUGUGGAUUAUGGACAGGAUUUUUAAAUUUACCAACUUUGGUAUAGUUUCUAUUUUACAUCAGGACUUCUUUAUUGUAUCUGGUCGUAAGAACAGAGAAGAAAGUUUGAAACAAUUAGAAAAACAUCUAAAAGAAGCAUACAUUCCACUUAACAGAAAGUGGAUGGUACUGUUUCCAGAAGGAGGUUUUUUAUGUAAAAGAAGAGAGACUUCGCAAAAAUAUGCUAAAAAGAAUAAUCUUCCUAUUCUUGAAAAUGUAACCCUGCCACGUGUAGGAGCAAUGCAAACUAUAUAUGAUACAAUUGGUCCAUCACAGGAUAAUAAUAGAUCGAACGAACAAUUGGACAAUAGACCAAGUAUGACAGUAGCAAAACCAGAAAUCAAUUGGAUUCUUGAUAUAACAAUAGCAUAUCCUCAGGGAAAACCAAUUGAUUUACCUACAAUUAUAACUGGUUCCAGACCACCAUGUGAAACAGUACUGUUUUAUCGAGUUUUUCCUAGUUCUGUGGUUCCUCGGGAACCAGAAUUAUUAUCUAAAUGGUUGUAUGAUAGGUGGGUUGAAAAAGAAGCACUUUUGGAUAACUUUUAUAAGUAUGGAACAUUUCAUGGUACACAAGCAUCGGCCAGUGAAGGUUCCAAGAUCCAUCAGGAUCCAUUAAGAUUCCUAGUCCUUCAUUUAUUUUUUAUAACAUCUAGUUAUAUACAUUACAAUAUGUUUGCAUAUGUGCUCUCUUACUUCUGGUAAAGCGUUUUAUGCUAUAUAAGAAAUCACGUUCGAACAUGAGUGAAAUUACAGUGUAGUAAUCUAAAAAAUAUU
Dufourea novaeangliae is the source of this 1575-nucleotide messenger RNA. Its product is annotated as acyl-CoA:lysophosphatidylglycerol acyltransferase 1-like. Lineage: Eukaryota; Metazoa; Arthropoda; Insecta; Hymenoptera; Halictidae. The coding region runs from base 373 to 1503 and encodes 376 amino acids. The transcript is spliced from 6 exons. The record is from RefSeq and is a predicted model, not a curated record. Gene Ontology annotation, molecular function: acyltransferase activity. Gene Ontology annotation, cellular component: endomembrane system.